UGAGUUGCACAACGUUUGCCCUACACAAGAUGAUUAACACGGCAGGGUGUGCAUAUGAUGGUGAGGUGCUUCCUAUGGGAAUGGUGGGUGGACGGCAGCAGCUCGAAGAACUACAGCGACAAGCUGCGCUUCAAACGAAGGUCCUAUCUCUCCAAGAGCAAGCAGAAAUGCAAGCUCGCCGUGCUGCUGCGGCAGAAAGGAAGAAACAGAUGGAUGGCAAACCCAACCAGCUGCAGGAAGAGCUGCAAAAGAAGUUGGCGCGGCGAAGAGCAGCAAUGGAGGCAGCUGAGGAUUCCAAAGCGGGAGAGGGAUCACCGGCCAACGGAGACGCGGCACUGUCGCCACUUGAUCCACUGGAAACUGGUCAGCUGCAGCCUUCGCAGCUCUCAGUUCCAACAAGGCCGACUCUGUUAGAGUCGACCCAGUCUGCAAAAGCCUCCCAUGAUCGUUCAGACCGAUGUACUUCGGAGGUGUCCGCGUCGAAAUCGAAGCCGACAGCUCCACAGCCCCCCGAGCCUGCGGUGCCUGCGGUGCCUGCGGUGCCUGCAGUGCCUGCAGUGCCUGGGGCACGAGCACAGCCCAGAUGUCAGGUGACGCACGUGCAACAUGUACAGUACGCUCAGCAGCACGUGCAGCACGUCCAAAAUGUGCAAGAAGUCUUGGAGAGCGAAGGAGUCUCUCCCGGUUUCACCAUAAGAGAGCAGGUUUGGGAGCAGCAAUCUGGGCAGCAGAACGAGUGCUGCGCACUGCAAUGACAUGCAAAGGCUCCCUCCCAGCUCAAUGUAUUGAAAGUCCAGCGUUUUGAUGUCUUCUCUUAAUUUCACACACCUCCUGCAAGCAGAGAGUGUCUUAAUCCCAAAGAGGAUGCGCUAUCGUACACUGCUUUGGGGAAAGAG
Molecule: messenger RNA, 896 nt
Organism: Cladocopium goreaui
Lineage: Eukaryota; Dinophyceae; Suessiales; Symbiodiniaceae
Source: the annotation of a GenBank genome assembly